Ciona intestinalis (vase tunicate) is the source of this 2783-nucleotide messenger RNA. Lineage: Eukaryota; Metazoa; Chordata; Ascidiacea; Phlebobranchia; Cionidae. The record is from RefSeq and is a predicted model, not a curated record.
AUGUCAAGAAAUGUCUGGGAAAACUCAUUUUAUUAUCUGACAAGGUGUGUACGGAAUGCAGAAGCUAGCAGAAGUCAUUACACGUUUAGCAAAAGCAAAUGUUUAUGUUUACAUACGUAAAUAUAACUUGUUUACCGAACGAUGCUCAAGAAAACAGCUGUCAGUUAGCAAUAUUACAGCGUCGUACGUUGUGUUCAACCUGGCAGUGAUCGACAUGCUUGUUUUGUACGUUUUGAAGGACUUCGCGCCACGAGUGGUAAACAGAAUCUGUGUACAGGAUAGCUUAGUUCAUUGUCCUGAGCAUAACACACGGUGAGAGAGAAUGCCAAAUGAAAAAGGUCGGCAAAAUAGUAUAUACGAUCGACGGAACCCAAAUACAAGUCACUUCAGAUACCGCGAGGUCAUGUCAGGUUAAAAUUGUGAUGUUUCCUGCGCAAGUGGCCAGGCGACACCGAGCUGGAUAUAUAUUAUCCCUGAUGAAAUACGAGAGAAAGGUAAAGGCUAAAGGUCGACAUUUUCUCUUUGUUUUACAGCAGCGCUUUAGGCCAUUCAAGUCAGCUGGUGAAUCAAAAUAGCUAUAGCAGGCGAAAACUGAAACUUAUAAAAUCUGCGACCUUCGUGGUAACAAAGGUUACGAUUACCAAUCCAGCAACAUGAUUGACUUUGAUUUGGUACUGAAAGAGAUUGGAUAUUUUGGAAGAUACCAACUGUUUCUCAUCUGCGCUGCUCUGUGGUCCAUGGUACCUAUUGCAUGCAAUCUGUCCGGCGUCGUUUUUCUCGCUUAUCAAGCAGAACAUCGCUGUUCCGUGCAAGGUUUGGAUCAAAUUAUCGAAGAAUCAAACACAAGUAAUCAGCUGAAACAACUUUUCAUUCCAAAAAUAGACAAUAGUUACAGCAAAUGCGAAAGAUUCGUUUACGAGUUCAACGGUGGCCAAUCGAAUGAAAGUUUCACGGAAAGAAUCAAAUGUAGCAACCGUACAAAGGAAUGUCUCAAUGCAACCAUAUCUGCUAUUACUAAUGCGACAAAAACUGCUGACGACUGCAAUGGCCAUUAUUAUUACGAUCGAAGUGUUUUCAAGGAAACUAUUACAACAGAGUGGAAUCUGGUGUGUCAGAGAGAAAGUCUCAGUUCACUGUCAACAGCCAUCUUCUGCCUUGGGAUGUUGUUGGGUUCAGUGGUGGGGGGAAACAUCGCCGACCGAUACGGUCGUAUCAGGACAAUGGCAGUAGCUACAGCAUUGAACGCAAUAGUGGCAAGUUGCUGCUCCUUAAGUCCGAAUUUCCUCAGUUUCAUCAUAAUGCGCUUUAUUGUGGGUGGAUCUUCAAUCGCAACGUUGGUCGCUAUGUCCGUUUAUACUGUAGAAAUAGUCGGCGCACCGUACCGUGCUAUGGUCGGGUUGCAACUUGGUGUGUGGUCCGGGUUUGGCUACAUGACGCUUUCCAUUUUGGGAUAUUUUUUCCGACAUUGGAGGACCUUGGAACUUUCCCUUGGCUUGUUGUUCUUGCCUUUCUUAUUUAUCGCACCCUUCAUGCCAGAAUCACCGAGGUUGCUGUUCACACAAGGAAAAGUUGACUGUGCAAAGGAAGUAUGCAGGAAAAUGGCGAAGAGAAACGGCAGAACACUGAAUGAAAACGUUUGGGAACGCGCAGAGAUAGACGACUGCGAGAAGAAACAUGAGGAUUUCUCACCACUGAUGUUGUGCAUGAAGCCGCGAAUGGUUCUACUGCUUGUGGUGAUGACGUUUCAAUGGUUCAUAAAUAGCCUUGUGUUCUUCUGUUUAUCUUUCAACGUUGGAAGCUGGGCAGGAAAUCCUUUUCUUAACAACGCGCUGAGUGGAUUGGUUGAAUCUAUUGCUUGUAUUCUUGUUGUUCCAUUCAUCCACAAGUUCGGGCGAGCAAAAACUGUUGUUAUAGCGCUGGUGAUAUCUGGCAGUCUACUGAUUAUCAAUGAAGUGUUGAAGUUUGCAUUCAAAGACAGUACAGGUAUUGGCACAGCUGAAGUGGUUAUUCUGCUGAUUGCAAAAUUCACAAUCAGCGGUUCGUUUAACAUGUUGUUUCUCUAUACUGCCGAACUAUAUCCUACGCACAUCCGAAACACAGCCCUUGGUGUGACGUCAGCUGGUGCGAGAAUGGCAAGCAUUAUCGCGCCUUUUCUGCUUCAAACUCAAAGCAAAGUACCUUGGAUUUUGCCGGUUGUUUUAGGUUUGGUGUGCUUUCUUUCCGCUGUGAUGGCUUCCAGAUGCCCAGAGACGAACGGAAUGUCAAUGCUUUGUACAAUGGCAGAUGCUCAGCAUUUCUAUAAAAUGCACAGGAAAAUGAGCAAAGAAUAUAAACUAGCGCUUAACAACAAUAACAAAAAGAAGUUUGUCAUGCCGGUUGAUGGCGUUCCGAAGUCAGCACCGCUAAUAACUGAAGAAAUUUCAAUUUAAACUUGCCCACACGUAUUGAGCUAGUCUCAUCACAGGCCUAAUGCUUAUACACGGCACUUACCUUUCGUUGUGGGUCUAAAGUACAUUGCAGCCCAAGCUUUCGAUACUAUGCAUUCGCUUUAUGAAUUUUCGUACAACGCCACAUUGCACCGUGGAGCGUUUUUAACCUGUAACAAACGAUUGUAUUUAGUGAAAUAGCAAUUUGUCUUUAUCAUGUACUAUAUUAGAACAAGUUACCUUCUUUUAUGACAUGUACCACUUAAAUAACUUUCGAAACGUGCCUCUUACUACCCUUGCAGCUGAAAGCAUAUACAAAACGAAAGAGAUGUAGAAUAAAAAAAAACUAGACAAAAA